This is a messenger RNA of Syngnathus acus (greater pipefish), 1941 nucleotides long. It is a transcript of the gene cd164l2, whose product is annotated as CD164 sialomucin-like 2. The coding region runs from base 767 to 1231 and encodes 154 amino acids. The transcript has 7 exons. Lineage: Eukaryota; Metazoa; Chordata; Actinopteri; Syngnathiformes; Syngnathidae. Gene Ontology annotation, cellular component: cytoplasmic vesicle. The record is from RefSeq and is a predicted model, not a curated record.
AGUGUUUGUGGAGUAAUUUCAUUCAGAAAAAUGCGGCAUCGAGAUGAUGGCACGCCCACUGCGGUCCACCGCCAUUGUGCUCGUUUCUGGUCACCGAGCAGGUGUGAAAGAGGCUUCCCCGGCUUGAUGGCAAGCGUGGGUGCAGCAUCACCAAUGAGCGGAGCUUCCGCGUGAAAGGGAAUCGCGACCAUAUAAGGACACUUCCUGCCUGUGACGUCGUCGGCGCCUUUCUCUCCCAAAUCACCUUCGCUUACGUUUGCAAAUCAGCACCUUGUGAUUUGCUUUACACUUGGGAUGUGAUAGAGCUGCGGGGUGUUAUGACACCGGAAUCAAACACCUGAGUGUGCAAGUGUGAGAUGCGGAUGAGUCAAAGUGUUAACAAGUAACAACCACCCACCAAACCACCUGGAAGCACAUGGCCGCAACAUUUGAAAAUUCAUAGCUUCUACGGUCAAGAAAUGUCCAUGAUCGUAUCAGCACUAUCAAUCUCUAGUUAGCAAUUUGAUCAGUGAUCUAUUUCCGCUCCAUCUAUUCUAAAGUGUACAUUUUUUGUAUUUGCACAUGUGGUGUUCAGGUGACCUGAGGUGGGUCUUGUUAUGGUUGCCUAGCGACCAAAGUUUGGAUCACAUUACACAGACACACACACACACUUUUAGUUCUCUUGCUGCCAUUGUCACAUCGCUCCUCAGGACUCAGCCUUCUGGCGGAAUUAUUUAUUGUUUGUAUUCUUAUUUAUUUUGGGGGGGUCAUUAUAGUUUGGUCCAGAAUGCAGAAUCUAUCUGUGAAGAUGUUCUUCUGCGCGUUGCUGCUGGCGGCGGCGGCUUCCUAUGUGCACUCCCAAGCGGAUUGCAGUCAAGCUCAGUCAUGUGACCUCUGCGUUGGUGACUCCAUGCUCAACCUAACUGGCUGCGUCUGGAAGCUGUGUCCUGAUGGUAACGACACCGGGGUGUGCGUGACGGACCAGGGCAACGUGGCCGACAGCUCCAGAAACUGCAGCUGGACCCGCGUGUCGGAGCUCUGCACCGUGGUGGAGACGGUGGCCGAAGGAGGCGGUGACUCAGACGCGGGUGGCAAAGCGCGGCCGCAGCUUUCCCCGGCCAGAUUCAACUUGUCCAGCUUCAUCGGCGGCGUGGUGCUGGUCCUCUGCUUGCAGGCCGGUGGCGUGCUCGCCAUGCGCUUCCUCAAGUCCAAGGAGCAGAGCGACUACGACCCCAUAGAGCAACCUCAGUGAGGUGACCGAGCGGCGACGAAGGACGUCGAAAGGAUGGAGUGACUCACAGGAUGGUGACGACAAGACACCGCAUUUUUACGAUUGGUCGCCGUGAUCCCCCUCCCCUUCUACCCCUUCAAGUAGGGCUGGAAGCACAUCACUUCCCUUCUACUCUUUUCAUUUGUGUGUAUUUUGCGUUGAAUUGUGUUUAGUGCAUUUUCACACUUUGAUUGCCAGUUGAUCUCUUCAUUCUUAAUGAAUGUCCAGUGUGGAUCAGGGUGGAAUUCACCCCGAUCGAGGCCUCCGAGCAGGCACUUUCCGGAACCCCUCACUCACUCCCAAUUUGGCCCAGAACCAAAAAGGCUUGAAUGGACCCUUACAAACCUCAGUGACCAUGGCCAGCAUCCAAUUUUGUUGACAAAAGAAGGGGCCGGGGUGAGUCGUUCUCAUUCUGAGCAUUCCUUGGACAAAUGUUGCCUUCGACUAAACAAAGUAGCCCAUUAAAACAUUUCAAUAAUAACUUUAAUUCUACUGUAAGUGAGUAUUUCCAUGCAUGAAUUGCACCACACUGCUCCUAAGUGGCCGAGGUGUGCACAGCAGAAAAUCAAGUCUUUUUCUUUUUUCUUUUUUUUUCUGGUUGUUCUUUGAAGUUUUGUUUAAAGUUGAGCUUUGGAAGUUGUUGUUCAUGUUUAUCUAACCUGAUUUCAAUAUAAAUCCCAAAAUAAUUGUGA